AUGCUUAGUCCGAAUGUGGAAGUCCAGUGUAAUGCUGUCGGAUGUAUCACGAAUCUUGCUACUCAUGACGAGAACAAGUCAAAGAUCGCUAAGUCGGGCGCUCUUGUUCCCUUGACGCGUCUGGCUCGCUCGAAGGACAUCCGUGUACAGCGAAACGCUGCAGGUGCCCUCCUUAAUAUGACACACAGCGACGAAAACCGACAGCAGCUCGUUAAUGCAGGUGCGAUCUCCGUGCUCGUGUCGCUCCUGAGUAGCGCAGACACUGAUGUGCAAUACUACUGCACCACGGCAUUGAGCAACAUAGCCGUGGACAGUGUGAACCGCAAGAAACUGGCACAAAGCGAGCCGCGACUUGUACAGAACCUCAUCGGGCUCAUGGAAAGUGGCAGUCUCAAGGUCCAAUGCCAGUCGGCGUUGGCCCUUCGCAAUCUUGCCAGUGACGAGAAGUAUCAGAUCGAGAUUGUGCGCUCCAACGGCCUGCCGCCGCUGCUGCGUCUCUUGCGCUCAUCAUUCCUGCCGCUCAUCUUGUCAGCCGCUGCAUGCGUGCGGAAUGUGUCGAUCCAUCCCAUGAAUGAGAGUCCCAUCAUUGAUGCUGGUUUCCUCCAUCCACUGAUUGAGCUGCUGAGCCACGAAGAGAACGAAGAGCUACAGUGUCACGCUAUCAGCACGCUGCGUAACUUGGCCGCGAGCAGUGAGCGGAACAAAGCUGCAAUAAUUGAUGCCGGUGCAGUUGAGCGCAUCAAAGACCUCGUGCUCCAUGUGCCGUUGAGUGUGCAGAGUGAAAUGACCGCCUGCACGGCUGUGUUAGCGCUCUCAGAGGAUCUCAAGCCACAACUUCUAGAUAUGGGCAUCUGUGAAGUUUUGCUACCACUCACAGAUUCGCCAUCAAUUGAGGUUCAAGGCAAUUCGGCUGCGGCACUCGGCAACCUUAGCAGCAAGGCCGAUGAUUACUCGCCCUUCAAUGCCGUGUGGGAGAAGCCCGCUGGUGGUCUACAUGGCUACCUGGUGCGCUUCCUCGAGUCGGACGAUACCACGUUCCAGCACAUCGCUGUGUGGACACUGAUCCAGCUGCUUGAGAGCGGAAACAGGGAUUUAGAGCAGCACAUUCGUGAGAGUCCACAUCUUCUACAACUCGUCCGUCAGCUGCAAUCACGAGAAGACGGCAGUCAUACAGCAGAAGAGGAUGUCGAUGGUACAAAUCAAGACCUGUCUCCUGAGCGGGAGAUCGCAGCGCUCUCGCGACGCAUUGAAGAAAUUCUGUUUGAUGACAGCGAUGGUGAUGACGAAGGUGCUGGUAACACCAAAUAA
Malassezia globosa CBS 7966 is the source of this 1308-nucleotide messenger RNA. RefSeq lists its product as uncharacterized. Gene Ontology annotation, cellular component: fungal-type vacuole membrane. Bases 1 to 1308 code for a protein of 435 amino acids. The transcript has a single exon. Gene Ontology annotation, biological process: nucleus-vacuole junction assembly; vacuole inheritance. The record is from RefSeq and is a predicted model, not a curated record. Gene Ontology annotation, molecular function: protein-membrane adaptor activity; protein binding. NCBI's taxonomy places the organism in Eukaryota, Fungi, Basidiomycota, Malasseziomycetes, Malasseziales, Malasseziaceae.